This is a messenger RNA of Oldenlandia corymbosa var. corymbosa, 2118 nucleotides long. The record is from the annotation of a GenBank genome assembly. NCBI's taxonomy places the organism in Eukaryota, Viridiplantae, Streptophyta, Magnoliopsida, Gentianales, Rubiaceae.
AUGGUUGUCGGUACAAGUAAAGUUGCACCUCCAACAAUGUUGGAGUUUCGAUUUGGCGAGGUCAUCGGGCAAACAAUAGUGACCAACUAUCGGGAGGACUGUGAAUCAUUUUUAGAUCAAGGUAAUUUUCCCUCUCUGGCUGUGAACCUUACGGACUCUGUGGGUUAUGAUGAUGUUCAGUUGGAAUUGGAUGAUGAUUUUGAGAGUUUAGACGGUAUUAUCAAAGACCAUGAUGAUGACAUGAGUUUGAUUGAUGCUGUUAGUGAUAUUGUGGGGAACAACUGUGAUCCUAAUGUGAAUUCUGAUGAAUUGUUGCAUAUUGCUGAACUGAAUGGUGUUCCGAAUGAGUCAGUUUGCGUUGCUGGUUUAGAAUCGUUUCUGAAAUCCUUUCUUAGUGGAAAUGCUAGCUGUCCGGUUACAUUUGAUCCGAGUGGAUUGUUAUGUCUAAACAGUCCUAUGGCAACAAUGAAUCAUGCUAAGUGUCGGGGUUUUGUCAAAGCACUUAGGCAGUAUAAGGAUGAACUGAAUUUAGUGCGUGUACUUGAAACCUUGACUAAAAUGAUGAAGUGGGAUCAACCCUGGGAAUCGUUGGUAUCCUGUUUUAGGGGCGGCACAAUCGUUUCUGAAUGUUAUGAUGAAGGGAAACAUGUUCUAAAUGAUGAUGAUCUCGGAACUCUUGGUAAAUUCCUGGUUUCCAACAAUGGAGAUGUUUUGCUUAAAAUCUUGAAUGCUACCUCUGUGAACUCUGUUGAUGUGUUUUCCCCGUUGCCAAAGGAAUUGAAUGCAACUGAAAAAUCUAGAGUUGAUCACAGUGCUGAAACCAGUAAGUUAUCCAGACCUUGGGUAGAAGUUAUAGCAGAGUUCAAAGGAGGAACCAUGUUGUUGAAAACAGGAAAAUGGAUUCAAAUGUAUGCAUGUUUCAGCGGUGGUAACCCAAAAUUUGAAGGUCAUAGGAAGCAUACUACAUCACUGGAAAAAUCAAACUUCGUAUGGAAGGUUGCUUGGUCAACACUACUGAUUGUUGGGGCUCAAAAUGAAGAAUUCGGCUGUGGUUUCCUUGUGAUCCUCUCAGAAUACAAGAGCUACAAACGUAUCUUGCAGUGGAUCUUCACAGUUGACAGGGAAGACGUUAUUGGAGAGCUUGUGGGAAAGGGUGAUCUCCAUGAUAGAUACAUUGAUGGUGAGAAGACAAAAAUCUUUGAUCUCUACCUGGAACAUGUUGAAGCCGCUGAUUUUGUAGCUGGUGGUUUGCAAGGUUGUGUUAUAAUCAUCCUUCAGCAUGGAAUUGUCAAAGAAUUCAAUGGUACAAAUUACGUCCAGACAGCAUACCAUUGCGCAAAGAUUUUUUUGAACACUGACAUUGAACCAAUAAGAGAGUAUAGAUCAAGUAAGGCCGUUAAGCGUGUUGAUGCUGGUGCCAAUGAAAGUGAAUCGGGAAAGACCAACACUUCCUGGGAAGGAAACGCAGCUAACGGCGAAGAUCCCAUUCAACCUUCAUCCAAGAAAUCAUUUAUGUGUACCAAGUGUAAUGAUACAAAUGCUGCAAUCACCCCAAGGUUCAAAUUACAAAUACGUGCAGUACAAGGUGGGACUGACAUUGUGUUGCUCUUGUGGGAUCACGAAGUUAGGUCUCUCCUCAAUAAAUCAGCCAUUGAUGUCCGUGAGAAACAUGUGAAGAGAUCAGAUGUUACUAAAGAGGCGUACCCCGUUGAGCUAGAUGAUCUGUUAGGGAAGAAAUGUCUUAUCAAGCUGGAUGUAUCACAGCGAAAGGAAAGUCGUGAUUAUGGAUUUAUAUAUCCAGUUGCUAAGGUCUCUAACGAUCCGGAGAUAUUCGAAGAUUUCCAGAAACUCCACAAACUUGGCCAGGUUGAGGAAGUUAAGUUUGGUACUCCUUCGUCGAAGAAAUUUUCAGAUGAUACAGUGUACUCCAUGACAGAUGUAACAGAUGAUGACGAUGGGCUUAAUACGGAUACCGACAGUGAUUCCAACGAAUUUGAUGCAACACCAAUUAAAUCUCUACCAAAUUCAAGGGGCAAACGUCUUGCUAAUGAUCCUGAAAGUGUGCAAUCAAACAACACAAAAAAAAGGGUCAGAGUGAAGGUUGAGAAAGAAGCUUGA